AUGCAAGGAGUCUCUUGGAGCGCUUCAACAUGGGGGAGUUUGAUUUAUUUGACUAUCACAAAGCCCGAGAUCUCAUACUCUAUUGGUGUGGUUGCUCAAUUUAUGCAAAAUCCGAGUUAUCAUCUAGAUGCUGCAAAGAGGAUCUUGCGUUAUGUGAAAGGAACUCUAAGCUACAGACUUCUAUACAAGAAUUGUGAUAACUUCUUGUUGAGUGGAUUUGUUGAUGCAAAUUGGGCCGGAGAUCCAAAUGAUCGUCGGUCAACUACGGGAUACUGUUUUAGUACUGGUUCAGCGGUCAUUUCGUGGUGUUCAAAGAAACAAGAAACUUUGGCCUUGUCAAGUAGUGAAGCAGAAUAUGUUGCAACAACCAUGGCUGCACAAGAAUGUGUUUGGGUGAAGAGAGUGAUCGGAGAUAUGCUACAGAACGUCGACUAUCCUGUGAAGAUCAGGUGCGGCAAUGAAAGUGCUAUAAAGCUCGCUUCAAAUCCAGUUUUUCAUGCUCGUACGAAGCACAUUGAAGUUCGACAUCUCGUGAGAAGGUUCUGA
This is a messenger RNA of Salvia splendens (bonfire salvia), 546 nucleotides long. RefSeq names its product secreted RxLR effector protein 161-like. Lineage: Eukaryota; Viridiplantae; Streptophyta; Magnoliopsida; Lamiales; Lamiaceae. The transcript has a single exon. Bases 1 to 546 code for a protein of 181 amino acids. The record is from RefSeq and is a predicted model, not a curated record.